UUGCAACUGAUUAAUAUUCUAUUAAUUAGCAGAAUUAAAAGUCAUAUAAUAUCAGCAUAAAUAAACUCCAAGGUUAUUUCUUUUUUAUCACUUUUAAGUCUUCAAAUAUAUCCUGAACUAACUGAAUAAACGAAUUCUUUGAAAGAAACAAAAAGAGGUUCUGAUUCUGAUAAUUCUGAUUAUACAUUUUAAAAAAAUGUAUAUUUUGAUAAAACACUAUUGAUUGCAGUUUAUAAUCUAAGUGUAUUAUGAAAUAAUACUUAGAAAAGUAUAUUGUAAAUCAGUUACAAAGUCAUAGAAUAAAAAUGAUUUCUCUUAUCGAGUAUGUCUCGAAUAAAUUAUUCAACAACGAAAAUUCCUGUGAUAACAUUGUAGUACCAGAUAAGCUAGAAGAAUUGUUAGCAAAAAUAGAUGAUGCUAAGCAGAUUAAUGAAGAAAUUGAUGAGCCUCAACUAAAUAAUAUUGAAGAUGAAGAAGGAUGUUUCUACAAGACUGGUACUGUAACUGUAUUGAAACAAGAUUAUGUACUUAUAGAUGAUGAUCAUAUCUGUGAAACAAAAUAUGUGAUUCCUACUGAUCUUAAAGAAGGAGAUCAAGUUUAUUAUAUGGCUUACAAAAAGGACAAAAAUGAUGACUUGAAAGUACGUAAAAUUAUUUACAAAAUUGAAUCAGUCUGGGAAGAUGAGGAAAAGCCAGUGCAUAAUAUUCCUAAGUCAGAUUUGAACCACGAAUUAAACAAUACAGGUGAUGAGAUUGAUUUUGAAGUACCACCUUACACUAUAACUAAAAAUAAUCAAAUUUUAGAAAAGAAGGGAAUGAAUAAAAGGAUAAUUGUUGGCAAAGUUAAUGAAAGAAAAGGCAGAGAAAUUUCCUUAGAAGAUAAUACUUGUAUUAAUUUGGACAAUGUCAGUGCUGAGUUUGUACCUGUAAUUGGUGAUUGGGUAAAAUUAGAAUGUUUAGUUGAAGUCAAUGAAGAUGUUCCUAAUUUCCAAGGGGAAAUAUUAGAAAUUGAAGAGAUGAAACCAUUAAGAUCACUGCAAAAAUUGGGGAAAGUGACAGAAUAUGAUGAAGAAACAUCAUCUGGAUUGAUUGAAAAUACUAUUGUUUUUGUAAAAACUGUUUGUUUAGCUGGUUACAUACCAUGUAUAGGAGAUAAAGUUGUAGUCCAUUGUAUUGAAAGUGAUCAAAGAAUAGGCAAACAUUGGAGAGCUUUGGAAGUAGUUCCUAUGGAAGAUGUAUCAACUAGAUAUGAAACUUCAACUGUAAAACAUAAACCACAAUUACCAGCAGAUGAGCUUGAUGAAUUAAUCAGAGAUAAAGAAAGUAUAGAAAUAACUAACAAUAUUAAAAUUACUUUGGAUGCUAAAACAGAACAAGAAGUUACUGUUACUGUAAAAAACAAUGGAAAUUUUAAACAAAUAAUAAACAGGUGUUCUUUCCUGUGUAAGAAAUCAGAAUCUCAAUUGACCUUAUUGUUUCCUAGUGACAAUGAAAUUCAAGAAUUGAAACCUUCGGAUUCAACAACUUACAGAUUCAAGUGUAAAGCGCGAUUUGUAGGAGUUUCUGAAGAGCUGGUUAUUUUUAAAUUCAAAAACUUCAAAAUCGGUCGUAUUUUUUCUAUCACUGUUAACAGCAUAAAUCCAAACAAAGUCAUCUCACCAGAAUCAAGUAGUGCUUAUGCUAACAACAACAAUCAAAGAUCAGUAAUACCUCGAGUAUUUGAAGAUGGCAUGUAUAUUAGAGGCAUGAAACCAUACAGGACAGCCAAGUUUAUAACAAUGCGACCCACAACUUGGAAAAUACCUGAAAUCCUUUGGACAGCUAUAAAUAAAAUAAUUCAAGAAAGGAAAACACAUUCAGAGGCAGAAUUCAUCUUGGCAGACAGAGUACCAUGCCUUUAUCAGCAUUUAAAUAUAGACAAUUAUAAGCAACGCUUUGACUAUUUACUUUAUCUGGAAGAAAUAGCACAAAUUCUUGACAUGAGGAGGUUUGAUAUGGCUACUGCUGUCAUGCAUAGAAGUGGAGAAUUUCUCGUCUUGAACGUACCUGGACUUGCAGAAAAGCGACCUUCAUUGAUUAUUGGAGAUAGAGUUAUUGUAUCUUUCAAAUGGGAUGAAACUAACGGUCAAAAAUGUUAUGAAGGUUACAUUCACAAGAUUAAAAGUUCAGAUGUAUUUUUAAAAUUCAAUCAAACUUUCCAUGAAAGUUAUCACGGAGAAGAUUGUCAAGUAAGCUUCAAAGGCUCAACAACAGUACUUCAAAGAUGUCAUACUGCUAUUGGUAUGGCAAUGAAUAGAUUAGGUCCAGAUUUUCUGUUUCCAAAAAAAGUCGUUCAAAAAGAACCACAAUUCAAUUUUGUUGAAGCAGAAGAAGAUACCACUGAUAUUGAGAAUAAUGAAGCUCAAAACAUGCAGAAAAUUCAAGAAAUCCAUGCAGAUACCUCACUGGAUAAUGAUGAGCGGGUCAAAGCAGUGGAAGCAAUUCUUAGUCGUAAAAGAAUAGACUGGUUCACGGAAAAUUUAAAUGUUUAUCAAAAAUUGGCUGUGAAAAAUAUUCUAAAAGGUGUUGCUCGUCCACUACCUUAUGUGAUAUUUGGACCUCCAGGAACUGGGAAAACUAUUACUGUUUGUGAAUCAAUUUUGCAAAUUCUAUUUACUAUGAAUGAUAGUAGAAUCUUAGUUGCUACUCCUUCAAACAGCUCAGCUAAUCUUAUUGCUGAGCGAUUACUGAAGAGUAAAAGGCUUCAGCCUGGUGAUUUGGUUCGUCUAGUUGCUCAUCAUUAUCUUGAAAGUGACCAAAUACCCGAAAAUUUGAUACCAUACUGUGCGACCGCUGAUAUUGCAGCAGAAGGCAGCAGAGCGGACGUCAAUCUACGUGAUUAUCGCGGUUACCAAAAGAACGUAACUUUGAGCGUUCUCUGUCGAUCUCGUAUCAUAGUAGGCACAUGUUCAGCCAUAGGUAUUCUUUACAACAUGGGAUGUAAACCAGGACACUUCACUCAUGUGAUCAUAGACGAAGCUGGUCAAGCCACGGAGCCCGAGAUCAUGAUUCCGUUGAUUCUUGCACAUACAAGUACGACGCAAAUCAUAUUAGCUGGUGAUCCCAAACAAUUGGGUCCAGUUAAUCAAAGUCGAUUGGCUGGUUACUUUGGCUUAAAUGAUAGCUUCCUUGUUAGAUUGCUGCAACAGUUUCCUUAUCAGAGAGAUCCUGUAGGUUUUGAAACUGGAUACGAUCCGCGACUAAUUACCAAGCUGCUCAUGAAUUAUAGAAGCUUGCCUGAAUUGCUAGAUCUACCUAACAAACUUUUUUACGAGGCUGAAUUAAUACCUCAGGUCCAUGAAACUGAAAGCGCAGAAGCUGAACUGUUGGAAACUUUAUCAGACAUGCUACCUAAAAGAUUAGGAACUCCAUUGCCAAUAGUAUUCCAUGCAGUUGAUGGAAAAAAUAUGCAAGACCAAGACAGUCCCAGCUGGUACAAUCCUGAAGAAGCUACUCAAGUCUACAUCUAUUUAUUAGAUUUGUACAAUCGUGGCCUUUCGCCCAAUGACAUUGGAAUUAUCACACCCUACUCAAAACAGGUCUUCAGAAUCAAAAGUCUACUCGCAGAACUGGAUCUUGAGAUUCCAAAAGUUGGGAGCGUUGAAGAAUUCCAGGGCCAAGAAAGAAAAGUGAUAAUCUUAUCAACCGUUAGGACCGCAGAAGAUAAAAUCCGAGAUGAUAUCCGACACGCUCUCGGAUUUGUUGCAGCUCGAGAACGUUUAAAUGUUGCUAUCACACGUGCACGUUCUUUACUCAUUAUUGUUGGUAAUCCAAACUUAUUACAGCAAGACGUCUACUGGCGAAGUGUCUUGGAAUACUGUAAAUCACGGAAUGCGUAUGUUACUAAUAAGAUUGCUAAAUAACUUAGUAAAUCUUUACUUUUCGUGAUCUCAAUAAUGUGCACAGAGAUUAGUAUUACAAAUUGAUAUUUUUAUUAUUAUUAAUAUCAUUAAUUUCAGUUGAGCAAAUUGUUUUUGUACUUUAUUCAAAAUCGUACUUUUGGUUUUAAUUUUAAUUUUUUAUGAAUCACGUUAUCUUUUUAUUGAUUAUUAGAUUUUUUUAUUACGUUAUCUUUUUGUUUAUUAUAUUUUUUACUAGGCUCUAUAGAUUUUUUUCAUUGAGCUGAUAACAUUAUUGAUUUAGUUAAUUUUAAUAUGCAAUUAAACGAUUUAUACAUAUUUACUUGAUAUGACGCAUGACAGUAAUCGUUCGAAAAAAAUUUUACAAAAUACUUAACCAAAACAUAACUUUUUAAGUUUACGUUAACCAAAUAUUAUUUAGGAGUACAAUUUAUGUUCCUUAUAAACGGGCACAUAGAAAAUGAAAUUCACAUU
Molecule: messenger RNA, 4373 nt
Organism: Phymastichus coffea
Lineage: Eukaryota; Metazoa; Arthropoda; Insecta; Hymenoptera; Eulophidae
Product: probable RNA helicase armi
Exons: 9
Coding region: 306-3902 (1198 amino acids)
Molecular function (GO): helicase activity
Source: RefSeq, a predicted model, not a curated record